This is a messenger RNA of Pungitius pungitius (ninespine stickleback), 1945 nucleotides long. RefSeq names its product sphingomyelin phosphodiesterase acid like 3A (gene smpdl3a). NCBI's taxonomy places the organism in Eukaryota, Metazoa, Chordata, Actinopteri, Perciformes, Gasterosteidae. Gene Ontology annotation, molecular function: sphingomyelin phosphodiesterase activity. The record is from RefSeq and is a predicted model, not a curated record. The transcript is spliced from 8 exons. Gene Ontology annotation, biological process: sphingomyelin catabolic process. The coding region runs from base 60 to 1376 and encodes 438 amino acids.
CUUCUUCCGUGUUUAUCACAGUCACGUGCGUGUUGUGCUUCGUCUCCUGUAACUCGAACAUGGCGCAUCUCGUGGGGGUCGUUCUGCUGCUGUGCGCGGCGGCUCCCGGCGGGGGGGCCCCCACGGGGGUCGGAUACCUGCCGGCCGCAGCAAGGUUCUGGCACAUCACCGACCUCCACCUGGACCCGUCCUACCACCUGUCCCCCGACCCCACCAAGGUCUGCCACUCCUCCAAAGGGGCCCCCGCCUCCCACGCCGGCCCCUUCGGCGACUUCCUGUGCGACUCGCCCUACGCGCUCAUCCAGUCCGCCUUCGCUCACAUGGCGCCGCUCACCCGGCCCCAGGACUUCAUCAUAUGGACCGGGGACAGCCCCCCCCACGUCCCCGCAGACGAGCUCUCUACGGACGCGGUGGUCCAGCUGAUGGCUAAUAUGACGCAGACCAUCCGGCAACACUUCCCCAACCUGACGGUCUAUCCCGCCCUCGGGAACCACGACUACUGGCCGCAGGACCAGAUGCCCGGCUCAUCCAAUGCCAUCUACCGGGCUGCCGCCCAGCUGUGGGAGCCCUGGCUGCGGCCCGACGCGCUGCUCACCCUCUCACGGGGCGGCUUCUACUCGCAGCUGGCGAGGCCGGGCCUGCGGGUCCUCAGCCUCAACACCGUCCUCUACUACGGCCCCGACCGAGCCACGGAGAACGCCACCGACCCGGCCGGGCAGUUCCAGUGGCUGGAGGCCACGCUGCGGGAGGCGGCUCGCAGCCGGGAGAAGGUGUACGUCAUAGCCCACGUGCCCGUGGGGUACCUGCCCUACGCCAGGGACACCCCCGCUGUGAGGGAGCGCCACAACGAGCGGCUGGUCGCCAUCUUCAGGGCGCACAGCGGCGUCAUCGCGGGGCAUUUCUACGGCCACACCCACCGGGACAGCGUCAUGGUGCUGCUGGACCCGCGAGGCAAACCGCUGACUUCUCUUUUCGUGUCACCGGCUGUGACGCCCAUCAAAGACGCGGAGGAGCCGUACUCCAACAACCCGGCGCUGCGCGCCUACCUGUACGACCCCGAGGACUUCGCUGUCCUGGACGUCUGGCAGUACUUUCUGAACCUGACGGAAGCCAACGAGAAACAAAGAGCCGACUGGAGGCUGGAGUACAUCAUGACGGAGGCUUUCGGCCUGCGUGACCUGCGGCCCCCCCGCCUCCUCCAGCUGGGCCUCCGCCUCCUGCUGCCGCCGGCCGACGCCUUCCGGCGCUACUUCGCUCACUUCACCGUCAGCUACGGCCGCGGCGCCGCGUGCGAGGGCGAGUGCAAGCUGCUGCAGGUGUGCGCCGUGAUGCACCUGGACCGACGGGCCUACUCCAGAUGUGUGGCGGGGGGGUGACCUCUCACACACACACACACACACACACAGGGACGUAUUAUGUGGAGACAAAGGGAUUUUAAAUGGUUGGGUGAGACUUUAUGACCAGAUGAUCACUGAUUCUAUUUGAUAAUGAUCACAUGUAUAAAGUCGUGUUUCUUCUUCAUGUUUCAUCUGUGAUCUUCUUCCUGUUGGACUUUGUGACCAAAGCACCACUUGAGGUUUUAGUAUUUUAUGCUGCAGUGUAUUUUUCUACGAUGUAAAGACGUCUUCUUCAAAUAAAAGUCGUUCUGUAGCUGACGAUGAAGUCACAGUAACAGCUUGUUUGUGUCUGAAUGCUCAGCGCCCCCCCGUCUGACCCCCCCUCCUUCUCAUUUUUCUCCUCCUGUUUCUCAGCCUCCAGCUCAAGUAUCCCCCCCCCCCCCCCCCUCCUGUCCACCCCGGCUCUUUUGUCCCCUCUGCCUCCCUAGAAUGUGGACGGCACCUCUGCCGAGGAUUUAAAGAACCAGACGACGUAGCAGCACCAGCACAAGUGACGGAGUUCGUUCUCCACCCAUCGUCGCUGCGUCUGUUAAAAGCUGCUACGUCAC